UGAAGGCCACCUCCAGAAGCCAAAAUCCCGUACCAGGCUACUGCAAAGAUAUGAGUGGAACUGGAAAAGUACUCUUAAGCCUCUCCCUGGCUUCUCCUUCAACAACCCGCUUCUCUUUCUCUCUUCUUUCUUCAACCAAACGAUUUUCUCUUUAUAAGCCCCUUUUCCCCCUUCUACAAUCAUCAGCUAACAGGGUUUUUGUGGGGUUUAGACCCCUUUGCUCCGCCACCACCAUUACAGCGCCUAAAUCAGAAGAUUCUCUGCAACCCAUUAAGCAUUCGGUUCUGUUAGAAAGGUUAAGAGUCAGACACCUCAAAGAUUCUGCAAAACUAGCCAGCCCAGAAGUUCAAUCCAAGAAAUUAAAGGCAGAGUCUUUGGGGGCUAAAACUGGAAGUGGUGUAAAUGAAGGGAUAUCAAAGAGGAAUAAGAGGAAGAACGAGGCAUUGGCUUCUAAUUUUGAGGAGUUGGGAUUGAGUGAAGAGGUUAUGGGGGCCUUGGAAGAGUUGAGUAUUUCAGUUCCCACUGAGAUUCAGUGUAUUGGGAUACCUGCCGUUCUUGCAGGGAAAAGUGUGGUUUUGGGUUCUCAUACUGGCUCUGGGAAGACUCUUGCUUAUAUGUUGCCUCUUGUUCAGUUGUUGAGACGAGAUGAGGCAUUAAAUGGUAUUCUUAUGAGGCCCAGGCGUCCCCGUGCCGUGGUGCUUUGCCCCACUAGGGAGCUUUGCGAGCAGGUAUAUCGGGUUGCGAAGUCCAUUAGUCACCAUGCCAGGUUCAGGUCUACCAUGGUAAGUGGGGGUGGACGUUUAAGACCCCAAGAAGAUUCCUUGAACACCCCAAUGGACUUGGUAGUGGGAACCCCUGGCAGGGUUCUUCAGCAUAUUGAGGAGGGUAACAUGGUUUAUGGUGAUAUCAGAUACCUGGUGUUGGAUGAAGCAGAUACUAUGUUUGAUCGAGGCUUUGGUCCUGAUAUACGCAAGUUUCUUGGGCCACUUAAGAAUCGUGCAUCAAAACAUGAUGGUCUAGGAUUUCAAACUGUUUUGGUCUCUGCAACAAUGACAAAGGCAGUGCAAAAACUGGUUGAUGAGGAGUUUCAGGGGAUCGUACAUCUGCAUACUUCAACACUGCAUAAGAAGAUUGCUUCUGCUCGUCAUGAUUUCAUCAAACUCUCUGGUUCAGAAAAUAAGCUGGAGGCACUGCUACAGGUUCUUGAGCCAAGUUUAUCUAAGGGAAAUCGAGUGAUGGUAUUCUGCAAUACUUUGAACUCUAGCCGUGCUGUGGAUCACUUUCUGCAUGAAAAUGGAAUCUCUACUGUCAAUUACCAUGGAGAGGUGCCAGCAGAGGAAAGGGUUGAAAACCUGGAAAAGUUCAAGAGCGAAGAUGGUGAUUGCCCCACAUUGGUCUGCACUGACUUGGCUGCUAGGGGACUGGACUUGGAUGUUGAUCAUGUUAUCAUGUUUGAUUUUCCACUGACCUCUAUUGAUUACCUCCAUCGCACUGGAAGAACUGCUCGUAUGGGUGCAAAAGGGAAAGUAACAAGUUUGGUUGCAAAGAAAGACCAGAUUUUGGCCACUCGUAUUGAAGAGGCCAUAUUAAAAAAUGAGAGCUUGGAGUCUCUUUCUGUAGGUAGUGUUCAAAGAGACAUUGCCAGGGCACGCAUAAAUGAGCAGAAGGGAAAGAGUGUAAAGUUGUUAAAAGCUUCAAAACAUAAGAAGACUGCUACAGUUGCUUCAGCUAAAUCAUCCGGUGCUGAUAGCAAAGCAAAACCCAAAAAAGGGUUGUCCAAAAAUGGUGCUGGGGGCAAGGUAGAUCUUACAAAAAGGACAUCCAGAACAAGUCCUGGUAGCAAAUCUGUGACGGCAACUGCUAAAGUUUGUAAAAAUUUUUCUGGGGCAAACAGCUUAAAAGCCAAGGUUAGCCAUAAAGAAUUUCAGGGCCGCAAACCUGAUGUAUCAAGUUCUAGAUCAAAACUAAAUGUAGUGGGAUUCAGGGGCAGAAGUUCCUCUUCAAGUCAGCCUGAAGGUCCUUGUGUUUUUUGAAAGAUUGCGACAGAAGGCUUGAGAUGCGCGAGUGGAGAUUUCACUACCCACCAACAGCUAUUAGUUCUGUUGGGAUGACCAUUUGAUCUUAAUUGAGAUGAUAGAGGCCAUAUUUUCAGGACAGGGUCGAAAGCUAAUGCGCUAACAAAUUACUUGAAUUAGAGUAAAGCUUGCUAAACAGAUUUUUGCAGGCUGCCUGAUCUGUUUAGCUUAUGAAUGAUUAUGCAUUGGCUAGUGAUAUUUGAACGCGAUGUUGUUCCAUCGAGAAAAUUAAAUGACAUAUUAUUCAAUUCCAA
Molecule: messenger RNA, 2329 nt
Organism: Coffea eugenioides
Lineage: Eukaryota; Viridiplantae; Streptophyta; Magnoliopsida; Gentianales; Rubiaceae
Product: DEAD-box ATP-dependent RNA helicase 39
Exons: 10
Coding region: 51-2033 (660 amino acids)
Molecular function (GO): RNA helicase activity; ATP binding; nucleic acid binding
Source: RefSeq, a predicted model, not a curated record